Adineta steineri is the source of this 245-nucleotide messenger RNA. NCBI's taxonomy places the organism in Eukaryota, Metazoa, Rotifera, Eurotatoria, Adinetida, Adinetidae. The record is from the annotation of a GenBank genome assembly.
GUGUGUCAACAAGUUCAAUAGCAGCAUUGAAAAGUCCAAUACGAUUGGCAAUAGAAUCAUUGAUUGGAUAUAUUGUAUCACCAUUACUAAACUUUAUGUAUUGUUGUGCACAAUUUUAUGUAUAUGCUUUUUCAUCUGCUAGAUUUCGCAGAGAUUUUGUAUCACUAUUCUAUUCACGAAUAGAAAAUAGAAACGAUAGUAAACAUGGCAUUGGACCUACGACACAUCAUUUGACAAGACGUUAA